Messenger RNA from Ctenocephalides felis (cat flea), 405 nucleotides. RefSeq names its product thymocyte nuclear protein 1-like. The coding region runs from base 1 to 405 and encodes 134 amino acids. The record is from RefSeq and is a predicted model, not a curated record. The transcript has a single exon. NCBI's taxonomy places the organism in Eukaryota, Metazoa, Arthropoda, Insecta, Siphonaptera, Pulicidae. Gene Ontology annotation, cellular component: nucleus.
AUGCCUUCAUAUUGGAUGUUAAAAUCAGAACCCAACACUUAUUCAUUUAAACAAAUGGAAACAGACCAAAUUACAUCUUGGGAUGGCGUUCGAAACUACCAAGCUCAAAAUUUUAUGAAAACAAUGAAAAUUGGAGAUCAAGCUUUUUUCUAUCAUUCUGUAUCUGACAAAGAAAUAGUUGGUAUAGUGGAAAUUAUCAAAGAACAUUACAUGGCAGAUGAUCCUAAAUUUGGAAUGGUAGAUGUGAAAUUCAUCAAACCACUAAAAAAUCCAGUAACACUUGCAAUGUUGAAAUCGAAUCCCCAAUUGAAAGAUUUACUCAUGUUGAAACAGUCCCGAUUAUCUGUUUCGCCAGUUUCUGAAAGCUGUUGGUUGGAAAUUAUGAAAAUGAGUAAAGAUAGUUAG